Molecule: messenger RNA, 3036 nt
Organism: Rodentolepis nana
Lineage: Eukaryota; Metazoa; Platyhelminthes; Cestoda; Cyclophyllidea; Hymenolepididae
Source: the annotation of a GenBank genome assembly
AUGUUCAGGAAGGAGGAUUCUAUUGCACUCGCUUUCCUGUGCAUUUUUAUCAAUUUUAACUACUCCAGAGCUUCAAUGAGUGUUGAAACUCACAUCUAUUCCUUCAAGUCGGAGAUUCAAUCACCUGGGAGUGAACAUUUACAUGGAUUAAUAAAGGGACACGUUUUGGUGAAUACUCGAGUGAUCGGAGCAAGGAGGAAGCCUUCUGGAGCCACAGGAUCAGCUCAUAGACUCUUGCUGCAUAUUCUUCUUGAAUUAGAGGGUUCACAAACACCACUUCAGGGCUUGGUUCUAAGAGAUGAAUCCGGUCUGGUGGAAAGGAUUUAUCUACCUGCUUCUUACAAUUCCUCAAAUAUAAGAAUAAAUUUUCUCAAAGCUGUGGCAGGGGUUUUCAACUACCAUCACUUGUUUGUACCUGGUAUUGAAUAUGAUACAUCAGGAAAGUGUCGAACUUUCUAUGGAGAAGUUGAAGUUCCAGGAGACACUAAAAUUAUGGUCAUCGACAAACAGAAAAUUGCCUGCAAACCUAUUGGACAACCUGCAGAUGCUGGAAUGUGGAGCGUCUCAUCAGUUUUCAAAGGAAUUAGCACAACUAGUUCUUGGAUCAGGUACAACAUUGAAAAGGAAAGUGGCGUACUAGUCAAAGCAACAACCCAUGAACAGCUCUCGAUUGCAGUCUCAAUGAACGAAGAUGCUACCGGUGGAAAUGAUAUGAAAGUUAAUAGUGUACAAGAAUUGGAGUUGUUAAAGGAAUCUAGCAGCGAAAGAAAGAGAAUAAUGGAAAAAUUACAAAGCUUUUUAAAAACUACUCAAUCGACUGAUCCUACGACGAUGGCAGUUCAAUUGCUAGAUCAAUCCAUCACAAUUCAACAUCUCGCUCUCUCGAUUCCACCACAAAGUGCUUCCGUUGGCUGCGGAAUUCAAUCCGCAGCUUUCACCAAGGAGGCUUUUGACAGUCCAAAGGCUAGUUUGAGCGUGGAUAACUUAAAAGAACUCUUAAACAAGUUCAAAAAAGCCACAGAAGAUUCCGCACGCGUGUCUUCUGCCCAUGCAGCUCUCCAACUUAUUCGAUUUCUCCGAUGUCUUUCAGCAAAUCAAGCAUCGAUUCAAACUUUAGCUGCAACACUUGAAUUCAUUCCAUCUUCACAUAGAGAAUUCAAUCGACAACUUGAAUCGAAAUGGUAUAGCCAAUUGACUGAUAUUGUGAUUGACUGCGGAACUGAACUCUGUUUGGAGUUGCUACGACAGCGUAUUGUUAAGGUCACUCAACUGGCUGACCUUGAGAGAAUUGGCAGUACAGCAUCACGAGAAGUUCUUCCUGUUCGAACUUACCUCAUCAACAGUCUCUGGCCAUCUGUUGCCCACAUUUCAAAUCCAUCCAUUAAUAUUUUGAGAGAACUGGCAGCAAUUUGUUUCCACUCACUCCCGUAUAUGGAAAAGAUCUUUCGAGCAGCUGAAAGUAAUCCUGAAAACCCUUUCAACUGCUUGCUGGCUACUUCAACGCUAGUGUCUCAUUUUAAGGGUAACUAUAUGGAAGAAAAACUGAUAUUUAAUAAAUACGAAGAGACUUUGAUGAAUUUUAUCGCAAUCGAAAGUAAGGUGUUCAAUGACGAUAGCCUCAGUCGGCAUAAACUACUGGCAGGAUUCGCAGCAGCCGAAAAACUACGCAUACCAAGCCUAUCGGACCCAAUAAUAGCUGUUGUAAAGAAUCAUCAAGUUCCUUCUGUGAUCCGAGCUGUCGGUCUCAAAACAUUAGGUAACCUUGACUUUGACAGAGAUAGUAAAAAGAUUGAUACUGUGAUAGCUCUGCUAAAUGAGUUUAUUGAUUCAUCUACACCUGGGCCUUAUUUCGAAAAUGCUGCUGAUGAAAUGGUACUCAAAUUUGGUGCUUUUUCAGUUCUCCUGAAUCUGAAUAUUUCUGCAACUGAAAUCGCUGAAUUGAUUUCAAAAUUUGGGUCGCAUAAACAGUGGUCCCUAAUGGCUAGCUGUAGAAGGCUAGUAGAUAGUUGGUGUGAGAAUGAGCUUCUAUCUGAAUCUACCUGUCGCUGCAUCAGAUUUGGUGGUGGCAGCCUUUCUGACUCAGGAGAGAAAUGUUACCCGGGGUUAGGAGCGGGUUGGUCAGGCCUAUCUGGUACAACUUCCGCAGGGGAAGUGAACUUAAUUCGAGGUGACAUCUUCGACAAUCGGCCAUAUCUCCUCUCAGACUACACUCUUCAAUGGUCAACAGGAGCACAUGGGGAGAUAAGAACAUCCAAUUUGGCGGUUUCUCUUAUUGAUUCAGAUGGAGAAGCCAAGUUGCUGAGUUUCAAUAUCUAUGGGAAUCAAAUGGAGAAUCUUAUGGGGAAAGGAAGUUCUGGUGCAAACCCUUGGCUCUCAGUUGGAUUCACCCUCUUCCAUGGAUCUACUCCGCCAACUCAAGUAUUUUCCGGAGGUAUGACAGAAAUAAUUAAUAUACUCUUCAACGCUCCUUCUGAACCAACACCGUUUUACAGCUCUACCAGACUUCCAAUAGACAAUCGUUAUUAUCUUCCCUCAUCUUCUGGUUGGAUUUUAAGAAAUGACUUACUUGGUGUUGUGUCUGUUGAGCUUUCUGGAGCUCUCCGCUCGAGUUUGUUUAGUCAAAGUGGAACGGCAUUAGUUCGAACCCGAGCGGCAGUUGCAGUGGAAAAUAGUUUAAGCCUCCUUUACCCCGAAAAUCAGCAUAUCCCACUUACUUCUGCAGUUAGUGGAGCUGGAACGGCUGCCCGUUUUGAUUUUCUGGUUCACAUGGAGAUGGGUGGCAUGCCAGAUGCCAUCUGCAUGCAUCUUCAGAGAUCGCGUCUCACCCCAAUUAUGAGAUGGGUUGGAAAAUUUGAAGAUUCGCCAAUUCUAAGCAAAAGGACUAGUAUCUUGCAACCCUUACCGAAGUCGGUUAAUGAGGCGAAUGAUAACUACAAAUUGGUACAGUAUCUCCGUGUUCCGCCAGUGUCGUUCCAUCUUGGGUCCUUGAAUGCAGCACGAUGUCGAAAAAUUGGAAUUACAAAUGAAUGGGAUUAG